Messenger RNA from Closterium sp. NIES-65, 2788 nucleotides. NCBI's taxonomy places the organism in Eukaryota, Viridiplantae, Streptophyta, Zygnematophyceae, Desmidiales, Closteriaceae. The record is from the annotation of a GenBank genome assembly.
AUGCCCGCGCUCAGCUCCACGAUGACGGAGGGCAAGAUCGUCGCGUGGUCCAAGAGCGAGGGCGAGACGGUGAGCAAGGGCGAGUCGGUGGUGGUGGUGGAGUCGGACAAGGCGGACAUGGACGUGGAGACGUUCUACGACGGCAUCAUCGCCACCAUCCUUGUCGGCGAGGGCGAGGUGGCACCUGUGGGUGCAGCCAUCGCCAUCCUGGCAGAGAGCGAGGACGACAUGGAGGCCGCCAAGAAGAAGGCCGCCAAGCUCGGCGGCGGUUCUGAUGGUGGUGCUGCUGCUGCUCCUGCUGCACCAGCUGCGGCUGCUGCUCCUGCGCCUGCUGCUGCCGCCCCCCCUCCCCCGCCCCCUGCACCUGCCGCGCCUGCUACCCCAGGGAAGGUGGUUGCAACGCCCGAGGCAAAGAAGCUGGCGAAGAAGCACAAGGUUGACCUGGCCAAGGUAGCAGGCUCCGGUCCCUACGGCCGGAUCACCCCUGACGACAUCAAGAAAGCAGCAGGCAUCGCGACCGCCCCUGCUCCCACCAUCAUCGCUCCUGCUCCCGCUGCCGCCGCUGCUGCUCCUGCCGCUCGUGCUGCUGCUGCGCCUGCAGCAGCAGCAGCAGCGCCGCUGCCAGCGGGGGCGUCAGUGGUGGCGUUCACGGCGAUGCAGGGGGCGGUGGCGAGGAACAUGGAGGCCACGCUCGUUGUGCCCACCUUCCGUGUUGGUUACACCGUUACCACCGACGCCCUUGACGCACUGUACAAGCGGGUGAAGGGCAAGGGAGUGACCAUGACGGCGCUGCUCGCCAAGGCAGUGGGCAUGGCGCUGGCGAGGCACCCCAUCGUGAACGCCGCGUGCAAGGACGGGAAGAGCUUCCACUACAACGAGAGUGUGAACGUGGCGGUGGCUGUGGCCAUGGAUGGCGGGCUCAUCACGCCCGUGCUCAAGAACGCAGACGAGACGGAUCUGUUCACGAUGUCAGGGCAGUGGAAAGAGCUGGUGGGCAAGACGGACCUGUUCACAAUGUCAGGGCAGUGGAAGGAGCUGGUGGGCAAGGCACGGAGGAAGGCCCUGAGCCCAGGCGACUACAGCGGAGGAACCUUCACACUGUCCAACCUGGGCAUGUUCGGCGUGGAUCGGUUUGACGCCAUCCUGCCCAUCGGCCAGGGUGCGAUCAUGGCCGUUGGAUCAUCCAUCCCAACAAUGGUGGCAGCAGAGGAUGGCAGCUUCGGCAUCAAGAGGCAGAUGCAGGCUCGCAGAGUCAACUGGGUGGAACCUUCCGUGCAGCUUCUCGUCUUCUCCUCCUCGUCCCUCUCCCCCUCCUCCUCCUCCCACUCCCUCUUCCUCUCUGCCGCCCAGCAAGCCGAUCUCCUAUUGGCUGUCGCCGUGAACAGUGCCGAGUCCGCCGCCCAGCUCGUCCCUAUCUUUUCAGCCGCCCCUGCCCGGAUGGCCUUUGACUGCCACGUGUCGCUCUCUGAGCUCACCUCGCUGGGCGGGCUGAACCCGGAAAAGCUGAACCUGCCCCAAAAGCUCGCAGCAAAAUGGGGAUGGUGGAAGGAGGGCGCGAAGGCCGUUCAGACGUACACCCUGGUGGAGUCCUGCUGGGAGCGCUGCAGUGCUGAUGACAUUUGGUUUGUCAUCCUCGCUCUCGUCGACGCGUACAUUGUCGACGCGUACAUUGUCGACGCGUACAUUGUCGACGCGUACAUUACGUACACCCUGGUAGAAUCCUGCUGGGAGCGUCGCAGUGCAGACGACAUUUGGUUUGUCAUCCUCGCUCUCGUCAACGCCUACAUUGUCGACGUGCCCGCUCUGCGCAACCUGCGGGCGGCAGACUCGUCCUCUCUGCAGUGCAUGGUCGGCAACUGCGGGCCCAUCAUCAUCGAGUGUUUCCUGGACGAGCAGUGCCGCACGGCUAUCAACUGCCUCAAUGAGUGCGGUCCCACGGACCAGUGCCGGACUGCUAUCAACUGCCUCAAUGAAUGCGGACCCACGGACCAGUGCCGCACGGCCAUCGACUGCCUCAAUGAAUGCGGUCCCACAGACCAGCUCUGCGGGCUGCUGAAGCACAACUGCCUUGGCAUGACAGCCGAUACCUUACUCACCUUCCCUUCUCCCGUGCUUUAUCCCCCUUCCCAACUCACCUUCCCUUCUCCCGUGCUUGAUCCCCCUUGCAGCCACCACCACCAGGUGUGCAGCUAUCGCUGCAUUGUCUCUUACGAGACCCCCAAGUUUGAAGCCUUCUCCCUCUGCGUCCUGCAGAAGCACAACUGCCUUGGUAUGACAGCUGAAAUCCGCGACCGCCCCACCGUGCUCCCCCUCACACACCUUCGCGGGCAGCCCGUCACGCACGAGCGGGCAGAAGAUAUUUUCGUCGGGUGGCUCGGACAGCUGCCCUGGAGCUGGCGGGUCGUGGCCGGGCAGAAUGCCGCUUACGACCAGUUCCCGUGCCAGUUUCAGAUAUUUUACCGAGGCAAGGCGCGAGGCUCGGUGUGGUACGACCCUGUUUUCACGAUCAACACUCUUGAUGGACGGUCGCUAUGGCGCCGCCGCCACUACCGCGUGCGACGCGGGAAGGUUCCCGGAACCUUCACCUUCACAGUGCUCGACAACGGGGUGAUCUCGGAGGAAUCCUGGCGAAUCGUGGACGUAACAGACGAUUUCCAGUGGGCGCUCUUUUACUACAGUGGCGCCGCACGGGCGGCAGGGCAGUCGUACACCGGGGCUGUGCUUGUGUCCAAGGAUGGUGAGUGGCCCGACCUGAGCAUGCGGUUCGGCUCAAGGCUGCACUGGAUCG